Malaya genurostris is the source of this 1394-nucleotide messenger RNA. RefSeq names its product adenosine deaminase-like protein (gene Ada). NCBI's taxonomy places the organism in Eukaryota, Metazoa, Arthropoda, Insecta, Diptera, Culicidae. Gene Ontology annotation, molecular function: adenosine deaminase activity. The record is from RefSeq and is a predicted model, not a curated record. The coding region runs from base 50 to 1075 and encodes 341 amino acids. Gene Ontology annotation, biological process: adenosine catabolic process; inosine biosynthetic process. The transcript is spliced from 5 exons.
GAAUGAUAACCAAAACAAAAGAAGGGAAAUUCCGGCGCGGUUUAUUUUCAUGAUGGAUUUCUUUCAAAAUGUACCUAAAAUCGAAUUGCAUGCCCAUCUCAAUGGGUCGCUGAGUAAUCGGACAUUACUGGAAUUAGGUGCUAUGAAAUAUGGCAAAGAUAACCCUGGACCAUCGAACGAUGAGUGCUUCUACAGGAUAACCAACGGACAAAAUUUAACAUUGAAAGAAUGCUUCCAGAAGUUCAAAUAUGCUCACGAUUUAACAGAUCAACCGGAAACACUUCGCUAUGCAACACGAGCAGUGAUCCAGGACUUUGCGGCAGACAAUGUCGUUUACUUGGAACUUAGAACAACUCCGAAAAAGACAGUUCAUAUGAGUAAGAAGCAAUAUCUGACAACCGUGCUAGAGACCAUCAGAACAGCGCAGAAUGAAAUUCCGAGCAUCACAGUCAAACUGCUUCCCUCGAUUGAUCGUUCUAAGGGCCUGCAGGAAGCAGAAGAGAAUGUUUCUCUGGUGAUUGAACUUUGCCAAGAGUAUCCUGACAUUAUCAAAGGGAUGGAUCUGAGCGGAGCCCCGUUCGGAACAAGAUUUUCCGAUUUCGGUAACAUCUUAAAAAAGGCUCAAGCACACAGACUGAAAAUGGCCCUGCACUGUGGAGAGUUCGAGGACGAUGAUGAGAUACAGGCCAUGCUGGAGUUUGGUACCGAUCGUAUCGGGCAUGGUACGUUUAUCAAGGGCGUCAAUUUACAGAAUGCUAAAAAAAGGGGGAUUCCGUUUGAAUGUUGUCUCACUAGCAAUGUCAAGUGCAGUACCGCGAGUUCCUACGAAGAGCAUCAUUUCAAGAAACUUUGGGAAGAAGGCUUCGCCGUGUGCAUUUGCACGGACGAUUUCGGGGUAUUCGACACCAGCUUAACGCAGGAGCUACGCACUUGCUCAGAAAUAUUUGGACUAACUACCCAAGACAUUCUCAGGCUGCAGGAAAACACGAUCCGUUACACGUAUGCAAACGACGAAGAGAAACAUAAACUAACAGAAAUAUUCAAUAAUUUCAGAAAGACAAUGAAAAUCGACUAAGAAUUUAUAUAGAUUUUUUAUUCCCGCCAUCAUUCUUUUUUACACAUCUGUUUGUUUUCGUUUCGAAAUUAUAUCCUACAUUUAGAGUUAGCCUUCAUGUAUGAGUUAAAAAUGGUUCGUCGUAUUUCACUCAGGUUUGUGCGUUUGAAACCCCCAUUUUGAACAGUAAAAUGUGGAUUUCGUCCAACUUUUUGUGAUAAGUUCUUUUUUGGAAUAUAAUUCUGAACUGAACCUGAAUAUGCAUACUAAACUCUAACUUUAACCGUGAUGAACGACGAACAUGCGAAUAAUAUAUAAAAAUGUUUUGGAAUAUUGUAAC